Dovyalis caffra is the source of this 306-nucleotide messenger RNA. The record is from the annotation of a GenBank genome assembly. NCBI's taxonomy places the organism in Eukaryota, Viridiplantae, Streptophyta, Magnoliopsida, Malpighiales, Salicaceae.
AUGAAAUGUUGUCUUCUUAGACGACGCUCGUCUGGUCUGAUUUGUGGAGCUAGGCCAGUCAGACAUCAAGGAAAUUUUUGGUGUUGGCUUCCUUAUGAUGCGAAUGCAAUUAAAGAAAAAGUUGAUGAUGACUUUGAUAACAAUGUACCACAGCAAAACAAUAUUGAUGAUGAGAUUGCUGAUGUGGACGAUAGUGGUGAUGAAGCAAACAAGGAUCUCAAUAUUACAGAAGCCCUUAGAGCCCAGAAAAAUGCAGAUGAGAAGAAUGAGCAGAUUUUCAGUUACAGUAGCAGCAGUGGAAGUUGA